AUGGCAGAAACCAUUCAUCCUUGUGGAAUGCUAGCAAAGUUUGAAGGUGCUUUUGAUGCAAGACGUCUUGGAAAUUGGGAAAUACCUAAACAGUAUCCAUCCAGACCACGCACACGUCAAGGAAAUACAACAUUUAUUGCCAACAAUAGUGGACAUUUGCUUCCUCAUAUUAAAAAAACCGACGAACAUCCAUGGGGAAAUUUUAAAAGCACAUACGAGUUACCAAAAAGAAUAACAAGAGAAUUUAUUGAAAAUUAUAAUUAUUGUUUAACCAACCCUAACAGAUAUAAGCACUUUGGAGAGGAAAUUAAAACUUGUAACGAAAUUAAAAACUCGAUAUGUGAACCAAAAUGUGUGGCAAUAAAACGUAUUAUAGAUAUCAGCAAACUACAAGAGAAGGUGCAAAAACAUAGAAAAACUCAACGUUUGGCCUUUGUCUGCAAAAACAAAUAAGUUUCAAUUUAAUAGAAUCAAUUUGAAUAAAUUUAGUCAAAAUAAAAUAA
Messenger RNA from Teleopsis dalmanni, 503 nucleotides. Its product is annotated as protein Flattop homolog. Lineage: Eukaryota; Metazoa; Arthropoda; Insecta; Diptera; Diopsidae. Bases 1 to 453 code for a protein of 150 amino acids. Gene Ontology annotation, biological process: cilium organization. The record is from RefSeq and is a predicted model, not a curated record. The transcript is spliced from 3 exons. Gene Ontology annotation, cellular component: ciliary basal body.